GGCAGAAAGAUCAUGGACACUUGCGUGUGGAGACAUGGUUAUCGAUUUGGCAGGUCGUGCUUGACCUGGGAAACGAUGACGACAAGAGCAAGAGCAGAGGCUAGAGAGAGUCGGUCACCCAGCGGGUGGUCCCGCUGUGACACUACAUUAUAAUGGCUCCACCAACUACACCGGACCCCCAAAUUAUCUCACUACUCUUAAUUUUGCCCAAAUUCUACGUUCUAAUUGAUGGCUAUCUUAGCAUUCCAAAUAUUUGUUUAACACCCCUGUGAAGGUCUUUGCUCUUCAUCCGAGGGCGGCGGCGGAGGAAGACUGGGUCGUUACAGCCAUGGGACUCAACAGGUUUGCUCGCUGAAAAUAAACGUAUGAUCAAUUGGCUUUCUCUGUCCGUUUAAUUGUGGAAUUUUCGGGUAGCGUAACAAGCCUUUGGAUCUUCAGAAAAUUGUUUCUCAGAUGCUAGAAGUAGAGCUGCCACAAGUGGUUAUUCUUUGGCAGUCCCUGUUGAGUAGAUUUUCUGAGGUUGCUAGCUUUGCGCGCAAUGUGCCAGUUGAGCAAGAGAAUUUUGCUCAAUUGGCAAGCUUCUUAGAAAAUAUUUGCUCCAUUAUAAUUGAGCUGCAAAAUGGAAGAGAUAGUUCACCUUUGAUAAGUGAGAUUUUGGAGGCAUUAUUACGGGAUGUUGAAAUUGCCAAUCAACUUGUACAUAUAUGUAGCAGAAAACAUCGCAUACAUCAGUCCAUUCAAAGCAAAGAUCUAGUGAAACGACUGGAGAAUGUAGUGCAUGAUCUGGGAAGAAGCUUGAGACUUAUUCCUUUGUCCUCUGUUCAGAACAACGAAAAUACGAAAGUUAUAAUCGAUUCUCUUUCUCAGCAGAUGCAAGAGGCAUAUUUUCAUUCAGUAGAUGUGCAAAAUAGUGAGUCAGUAGAAGUUGAACACGAGAAUUCACUAAAAGCUGAGCACCUUCAAAAACAGAGCUCAGUUGGCAUCAGUCACUCAUCUGGGAACAUGUUGAACAACUCUGAAUCAUUUUAUGACCAUGGUAGCCAGUCAGAUGAUAGCCGUCAUUAUGAUCAGAGGCACAUUGAGCCUCUAUAUGAAGCAUUUGUGUGUCCUUUAACAAAACAAAUCAUGCGGGAUCCAGUAACAUUAGAAAAUGGUCAAACAUAUGAGAGAAGUUCAAUUGAGCGAUGGUUCAAGGAAUGUCAAGAGAAUGGAAGGAAACCUGUAUGUCCAAUGACAGGGAAAGAACUGAAAAGUACAGAGUUGAACCCUAGCAUAGCCCUUCGUAAUACAAUUGAAGAAUGGACAGCCAGAAAUGAAGGUGCUCAAAUUGAUAUUGCUCGUGCUUCCUUAACAUUAGAAAGUUCUGAGGAAGAAGUUCUAUAUGCCUUGAAAGACAUACAACUACUUUGUUUCAAAAGUAGGAUCAACAAACAUCGUGUGCGUAAUGUUGGAUUGAUACCUAUGAUUGUUAACCAAUUGAAAAGUAGUAGUGAGAAAAUCCGCUGCAGAGCUCUUGAAGCUCUGUGUUUGCUCGCAGAAGAUGAUGAAGACAAUAAGGAAGCUAUUGCCGAAGCAGAUGCAAUCCGUAGCUUUGUUAAAUGUUUAUCACGGGAACUUUCACAGGAGAGGGAGGAGGCAGUAUCAUUGUUAUUGGAGCUGUCUAAAUCCCCAUCUUUGUGUGAAAAGAUUGGCUGUGUAAAUGGAGCAAUUCUCAUAUUAGUUGGAAUGACAAGCAGCAAAUCUGAAAAUGUUGUGGCAGUUGAGAAGGCAGAGAAAACACUUGAAAAUUUAGAACAGUGUGACAAAAAUGUUCGUCAAAUGGCAGAAAAUGGUCGCUUGCAACCCCUAAUAACACGUCUUGUUGGAGGCUCAGAAGAGGUGCAGCUGGAGAUGGCAAAUUACCUCGGUGAAAUAGUCCUUAGUAAUGAAGGAAAGGUGCUUGUAGCGGAAAUGGCUACUAAGACACUGGUGAAGAUAAUGGGAAGUGGAAAAGUACUAGCAAGGGAAUCUGUUUUGAAGGCUUUAAACCAGAUUUCUUCGUAUGAUGUGAAUGGGAGAAAACUAAUUGAAGCUGGUAUUCUUCCACCUCUUAUCAAGGAUCUCUUUACUGUGGGGGCAAAUCAACUGCCAAUAAAGAUGAAGGAAGUCUCUGCAGCAAUUCUGGCAAAUGUUGUAAGCUCUGGUUUUGAAUAUGAGGCAGUUCCUAUUGAUGCUGAUGGGGACACACUUGUCUCAGAAAAUAUCAUUCAUAAUUUACUGCAUCUGAUUAGUAAUACUGGGCCUGCAAUAGAAGCAAAGCUGCUCCAAGUGCUUGUUGGCCUGUCCAGCUCUCCAGAUGCUGUUCUUAAUGUAGUCACUGCCAUUAAAAGUGCUGGAGCUACUAUAAAUCUCAUUCAAUUUAUCGAAGCACCACAAAAAGAUCUGCGAAUUGCAUCAGUGAAACUACUGCAACGGCUCUGCCCUCAUAUGGGCCAGGAACUUGCAGAUGGUUUGCGUGUGACUACUGGCCAGCUUAGCACUCUAAUCAGAAUCAUGGGUGCAAAUGGAUUAACAGAGGAACAUGCAGCUGCAGCGAGUUUGCUGGCAAAUCUUCCAGUAAUGGAUGCUACUCUGACACGUUCACUUCUCGAUGAAGGAGCUUUCCCUGUUGUGGUGAGUAGAAUUCAUGAGGUGCGACAUGGAGAAACUAGAGGCAGCCGCUUUCUCACUCCAUACUUGGAGGGGCUAGUUGGCGUCUUGGCAAGAUUUACAUUUUUGCUCGACGAUGAAGUGGUCGUUGCUCUUGCUAAGCAAUACAAUUUGGCAUCUUUGUUUACAGAUUUACUUCAAACAAAUGGCCUUGAUGAAGUACAAAGACUGUCUGCUGUUGCACUUGAAAAUCUCUCUGCCCAUUCCAAUGCUUUGUCAGAAUUUCCAGAAAUUUCUAAAGGUGGCUUUUGUGAUUGCUUAUUUCCCCCACCUAAGCCAACUGGUCUUUGCCCAGUUCAUCAUGGAAUUUGCUCAUCCAAAAAUACCUUUUGCCUUCUUGAAGCAAAGGCAGUAACUAAGUUGGUAGCAUGUCUUGAUCAUGCAAAUGUAUCUGUUGUUGAAGCAUCUCUUGCCGCAAUCUGUACUCUUGUGAGUGAUUCAGUUGAUGUAGAACGUGGGGUUCAAAUUUUGGAUCAAGCAGAUGCGAUACAACCUAUACUAGAUAUUCUACAAGAACAUAAGACAGAGGUGCUCAGGCAGCGGGCAGUAUGGACGGUUGAAAGAAUACUCCGCAGUGGUGAUCUUGCUCGCACCAUCUCUACUGAUGCCAAUGUACACACAGCAUUGGUUGAUGCCUUCCGUUAUGGUAAUUACAAUUCUCGGCAAGUUGCAGAAAAGGCUUUGAAACAUCUGAACAAAAUUCCAAACUUUUCUGGGGUCUUUCACAAAAUCGGUUAAGAUUUUUGCAAUUAAGAUUGUAUUGUUGUAGUGAUUUGCAGCAUAUGGAUAAGGUUCCAGUUCAGGAAAAGACAUCUGUUGUGAGAUUUAUACUAAUUAUUUCUCUUGGCAGCUGUAGGACAUAGUAGAGGGGUGUAUCUAUAUCCAAAUUUGUCAAAGUUGGGCAUCAAGUAGAAUUUAAGAGGGCAGCUUUUGUGUUUAAUCUGCUAGUGAUUAAUUUUCUUUGCAUGUAUUCUAGUUCCGUGUGAUGUGUUAACCUGAAUAUAUCCAAUUCUUUUACCCAUUUA
Messenger RNA from Cryptomeria japonica (Japanese cedar), 3713 nucleotides. RefSeq names its product U-box domain-containing protein 43. The transcript is spliced from 6 exons. Bases 454 to 3426 code for a protein of 990 amino acids. The record is from RefSeq and is a predicted model, not a curated record. NCBI's taxonomy places the organism in Eukaryota, Viridiplantae, Streptophyta, Pinopsida, Cupressales, Cupressaceae. Gene Ontology annotation, biological process: protein ubiquitination. Gene Ontology annotation, molecular function: protein binding; ubiquitin-protein transferase activity.